This is a messenger RNA of Auanema sp. JU1783, 364 nucleotides long. The record is from the annotation of a GenBank genome assembly. Lineage: Eukaryota; Metazoa; Nematoda; Chromadorea; Rhabditida; Rhabditidae.
AUGUGGCUUCGAAUGUCAGCGGCACCAGCACUUAUCAUGCUUUUGUGCAUUUCGUCUCUAGAAGCUGGUUGGCUUGAACCAUAUCCUAAUUGCGGAAGAUGUCUCAAAACAACAGAAGAUGUACACUUAGAUGUGCUUAGAACUUUAAAUGUUCUAGAGUCAGCUGUGAGAAAAACCUGCCGAAUUCACUCAGACACAGACUCCAUUAACGAUCAACUAUUCGAUAAUAAAACGAAUACUACAAAUACUCUAGCUUGCAUCUACAUGCUGGAUUUGUGUGAGCAGAAAACUGACAGAGGGCAGAAAGUGCCUGAAGGACAGUGGAGCUGCCAAGUUUGCGAGGAAGCGCUCAACCUUAUAGUGA